AAUUAUUUUGCUCAAAUAAUCGAAAAUUAAAUAUGGGUUUCGUGGACUUUAAAACUAAGUCAUUUGUUGAUAUCGAUAACUCAAUGAUUGUUGAAAAGACAACGUUAGUAAUGUCAAAUAAUCAACAAAAAUUAAAUGCGCCAUUAUGUCAUUUGGAACACGUAACUGAUAUCUGUUCACUGGCCAACAUAUUUAACAUUGUUUUCUUUUCUAGAUUUUAUUCUUAAGUUAAAUAGUUAAAUAAAAAUAGUUCCUUAUAUUGCAUUCAUCAUUCAUAAUUCAAUAACAAAGCUUAAUAAUUAUUGUUAGUGUUGUUGUAGCAUUAUAAAAGAAGUUAAUAUAAGUUUAGUUGUGUUUAUAGGCGAUACAAAUAUCUUCAUUUGAUUGCACAAAUACGUAGUUUAACUCGGAAAUAAAUUCAUAAGUAAACUUAAGAGUUAAUCAUCCAAAAUUUACUAUAAUGAAAAUGUUGUCAAGUUUACUUUUGCAAUUAAUAAAUGUAUUAUAUUUGUUCAUUAAUAAAUUCACUAUAAUCAGACUUUGACUAAAUUUCAACCACAUAAUAAGAAGCGAUUUGCAAACAAACACCACAUUAUCCACAAAAAAAUGAACUUAAUAAAAAUUGUCUUUCUAAAGAAUUUAAAAUAAUUAACCCAGUCAGUGGUAAUGUAGAAAGUGGAAAUCUUUUAGGAAUCAUGGGGCCAAGCGGUUCAGGAAAGACAACGCUAAUGGCUACUAUAAGUCAUAGAACUAAAGCAAAUUUUGAGGGUGAACUUUUUCUCAAUGGAAAACCUGUGUCUGAAAAAGUACUAAUACAAAUAUCAGGAUUUGUUCCACAACAAGAUAUACAUUUCGAACAUUUAACUGCAUUGGAACAUUUGACAUUUAUGGCCAAAUUAAAAAUGGACCGUACUACAAGCAAUGAAAAGUUAAAAGACCGUAUAGACCAUUUAGUUACUACGAUAGGAAUGAAUAAUUUUUUAAACACCAAAUUGAUGUACUUGUCAGGAGGUGAGGGUAAAAAAGUAGCUUUAUGCGUGGAACUGUUAAACGACCCUCCUAUUUUAUUUUGCGACGAAAUCACGACGGGUUUAGAUAGUUACUCAGCUGCUCAUAUUGUAAACAUCCUCAAGAGCAUAGCAAGGACAGGAAAAAUUGUCGUUUGUACUAUCCACCAACCUGCGUCUGGUGUUUUCGAUUUGUUUGAUGACAUUGUACUGCUUACACACGGGCGACUGGCCUACCAAGGCCCAGUAUCUUUUGUAAAUCAAUUUUUUGAAAAAUUCGAUUAUGCAUGUCCUGACAUGUUCAAUAAAGCGGAUUAUGUUAUAUCAAUUUUAAACUCGGACGAGAAAUUAACAAAAUGUAAUAUUGACAAAAUGUGCAAAAUGUCCUCCAGCGAUGAACAAAUAGAUAGCAAUUACCAUUCGUUUAACAAUAGUGCACAACUGGAGUAUGAGCAUCUUUUGAAUACUAAAAAGCCACUUUGGAUAACACAGCUCAAACUUGUCUUUAUACGAUCUUCUAAAUCUUUUGUUAGAGACUACAAAAAUCAUGGACUAGAAUUAUUAACAAUAUUGUUUUUGGGUCUUGUUAUUGCAACACCAUAUGGAAAUUUAAUGUUCGAUACGAGUGCUGUACAAAACUGGCAAGGAUUUUGGUUCAGUUUCACCAUUAACUCUAUGUUCCAAUUUUGUUAUUCCUCAAUCAUAACUUACCAUAAAGAAUUUCCUAUAAUACACCGCGAAGUCAGUAACAAAAUUUAUUACUUGAGCGCUUUCUACGUUUCAGAAGUUCUCAUUUCAUUACUGUGGACAACUUUUGAAGUAUUUGUUCUCAUUUUUAUAUCAUUUCACAUAGUGGGUGUCGGUUUUAAGUUUCUUCGAGUAAUGACUUUCUUGAUCAUCAUGUUGACUUGUAGAACAUAUGGAAGUGUAUUAUCCGCCUAUUUCGAAAGGAUAGAAACAAUAAUUAUGUUCUCAUUGCUAUAUGAUUACUUGACAGUAUCCCUCAGUGGCGCAUACAUUUCUUUUAGUUCCAUACCACCAUUACUAAACUGCUUCAAGAAUUUUUCUUUAUUUUUCCUUGGUUGUGAAGCUUUAUCUAUUUUACACUGGCAAGAAAUACCUUUUAUUCCAUGUUUCAAAGACGAUUGUUUACGUAACGGAAAAGAAGUUUUAUUGAGUUAUGGAUAUAAUAUUCACCGAUUUGAAUUGGAUCUCAUCAUACUUCUAUUAUUUUACUUAAGUUUUAACGUACUUGGUUAUUAUGGCGUAUUAUUAAGGGCUAAAAAGCAGCCAGCUUAUUAGAGACAAUUUUAAUUAACCACUCCAACUUCACAAUACAAAUAGAAAUCUCUAAUAUAUUAGUUUUUAAUUGAAAUUUAAGAGUCUUUUCAGAUCAUAUGUUUAUAUUUAAAUAAUAUAUUUAAGUAUAAUUUAUGUUGCGACAAUAUAUUUUGAUAUUACAUUGUUAAAACAUUGUAGUUUUUGUUUCGAGUAUCUUGAUCAAUCAUUUUACAAUAAUUGAGAUAACGUGACAUCAAAACUUUAUAAUAUAUCUAACAUAUUUUA
This is a messenger RNA of Daktulosphaira vitifoliae (grape phylloxera), 2573 nucleotides long. RefSeq names its product protein scarlet-like. Lineage: Eukaryota; Metazoa; Arthropoda; Insecta; Hemiptera; Phylloxeridae. Bases 696 to 2309 code for a protein of 537 amino acids. The record is from RefSeq and is a predicted model, not a curated record. Gene Ontology annotation, molecular function: ABC-type transporter activity; ATP binding; ATP hydrolysis activity. Gene Ontology annotation, cellular component: plasma membrane. The transcript has 13 exons.